CAUGACGAUAUCUUGACAUACCUACAUGCUUGUCCCAAAUGUGCAUAGCUAUUUAAACAAAAUUAAUAUUUUUUACCGACAUAACAGAAAAUGUCAACAUGUCGUUUCUAAGUAGAAUUGCAGAGAAAACUUUGAGGCUCAGUGGUCUUCGGUUGAUGUCGGUGUAUCCCACACAUUACGUCGAACCUAUUGUACAGAAAGAUAAACAACUUGAGCAGAAGAAUGAACUAUCAAAGCUCUAUCAUGUCCCAAUUAAGGCUGUAGUCAACAAAUCUUCGGAUACAGUCUUCCAUGACGACACGAAGGAAAAAAUGAUAAAUUAUAUAACGAAAAAGGGCAAUAGCGCCCUGGCCAGAACACUUUUGUCGAAGACGUUGGAGUUAAUUAAACGCACGCAGACGGAGCACAUGAAUCUAGCCAAAGGGGACAAGACCGCCGUCAACACCAAUGCCGAAACGCUCUUGAAGCAAGCGGUUGAAAACUGUAGACCGAUCCUUCAAGUAACCGCCAUAAAACGCGGUGGAGUUACCUACCAAGUUCCAGUUCCCAUUACGACCAAGAGAUCAUAUUUUCUGGCCAUGAAGUGGCUCCUGGAGGCUGCCCGAGAGAAGGAGCGCAAGGUGUCUCUCCCGGAGAAACUAGCCUGGGAGAUUCUGGACGCGGCCCAUGGCCAGGGAAGAGUCGUCAAGCGAAAGGACGACUUGCAUAGGCAAUGCGAGAGCAACCGCGCCUACGCACAUUAUAGAUGGAGCUAAAUUUACGAUUUAUUACUUUUUAUAAUGCAAUAAAGUUAUCAAAUUUGUGUUUAA
Messenger RNA from Drosophila takahashii, 809 nucleotides. RefSeq names its product mitochondrial ribosomal protein S7 (gene mRpS7). The record is from RefSeq and is a predicted model, not a curated record. Gene Ontology annotation, biological process: translation; ribosomal small subunit assembly. Gene Ontology annotation, molecular function: rRNA binding; structural constituent of ribosome; mRNA binding. Gene Ontology annotation, cellular component: mitochondrial small ribosomal subunit; ribosome. Lineage: Eukaryota; Metazoa; Arthropoda; Insecta; Diptera; Drosophilidae.